Thelazia callipaeda (thelaziosis nematode) is the source of this 492-nucleotide messenger RNA. NCBI's taxonomy places the organism in Eukaryota, Metazoa, Nematoda, Chromadorea, Rhabditida, Thelaziidae. The record is from the annotation of a GenBank genome assembly.
AUGUUGUCGCGAGGCACAAAGCUCAACUCUUUACGUUGUUUUGCUGCUGGUGCAGAAUUUCUAAAAGAUGUUCCCUUGACAAAGCGAAACGGAGAAACUGUCAAAGCUCAUGAUUUGAAAGAUAAGGCGAUUAUAUUAUAUUUUUCUGCAGGAUGGUGUGGUCAUUGCCGUCAGUUCACUCCAAAAUUGAAAACGUGGUAUGACACGGCUGCAAAAAAAGAAAAUAUUGAAAUUGUGUGGAUUUCUCGUGACCGUGAAGCGCAGCAUCAACUUGAUUAUUGUAAGAAAGCGCUUCCAGACAUCCCGUAUAUUCCAUUUGGGGACAAGCAUAUUUCUGAAUUUCUGAAAAAAUAUGAUGUGAAGACAAUACCCACUGCAAGGCUUGUUAACAGUAAUGGUGAGGUGGUCGAAGAAAAUGUGCGGAACAGAAUCCAGGACGAAGGACAAAUCAAUGCAGAGAAAUUGGCAAGAGAAUUUAGAAAUUGCGUUUAA